Molecule: messenger RNA, 1413 nt
Organism: Lachancea meyersii CBS 8951
Lineage: Eukaryota; Fungi; Ascomycota; Saccharomycetes; Saccharomycetales; Saccharomycetaceae
Source: the annotation of a GenBank genome assembly
AUGGAAACUAGUGAGGACCUUUCCAAUUCCAAUGGGAACGAUUUUUUGGGGACGUCGGUGUCGAAAACUGUUCAGAAAACGAGUUCUAACGAUUUCGUUAGGAAACUGUUCAAGAUACUAGAAGACGGGCAGUACACAAGGAUAGUAAAAUGGACGGAGGACGGAGACAGUUUUGUGGUGCUCGAUACAAACGCGUUCACUACGCAAAUCUUGCCUCGUCAUUUUAAACAUUCGAAUUUCUCCAGUUUUGUGCGACAGCUGAACAAAUACGAUUUCCACAAAGUCAAACGCACAACGGAGGAAAAACAAAUGUCACAGUAUGGCGAACACAGCUGGGAAUUUAAGCAUCCGUUUUUUAGGAUCCAUGACGAGGCGCAGCUGGAUAACAUCAAGCGGAAAUCGGCUUUGCAGAAGAAAAUUAUGCUGGAUGAGAACACAGUGUUAGUCAAAAGUCAGAACAGCUUCGACAACGGGCAGGGUAGUGCUCUGGAUUCCACAGCCGAGAUUCUCCUCAAUAAUAGCGUCAGCAAGUCGAAAUUCCAUCAACUCAAACGGAGGGUCGAAUCACUCGAACAAGAAGUGACAUAUCUGAAAAACGAGAAUUAUGAACUAAAGUUGGGCCAUCAAAAAUCCCAAUCCCGCUACAAUACUCUUUCCGAAAAUCUGAUAGCUACGAAAGAGUUCAGCAACGUCCUGGUGACGAAUUUUAACGUUUUGAUCAACAGUUUAACUUCUCAGGGUCUGGACUUGCCCACCAAUCUCACUUUCAACGCUACGAUGCCAACCACAAACUCGAUGAACGCUGCUGGAUCGCCGCAAAUGAGCUCUGUGGUACCCACACUGCCUGUCAAAAAACCUACACACAUAGAAUCAGGCCCCCCUUCGACGACACCUCAAAUGAUCCUAGACCAUCCCAUACUACGUCCAGGUUUCCACGUACUUUUAGUGGAGGACGAUUCAAUAUGCAUUCAACUGUGCUCCAAAUUCUUGAUGAAAUAUGGAUGCACGGUGGAGGUAGUCACAGAUGGAUUAUCGGCGAUUUCGACCUUGGAAAAAUUCCGUUAUGAUUUGGUACUCAUGGAUAUAGUAAUGCCAAAUCUAGAUGGAGCCACUGCAACAUCUAUCGUCAGAAGUUUCGAUAAUCACACACCUAUAAUCGCCAUGACAGGAAAUAUCGAGGACCAGGAUUUGGUAACAUAUUUACAGCACGGCAUGAACGACAUACUAGCAAAACCGUUCACGAAAGACGACCUUCAUUCUAUGCUGAUACGGUAUCUUAGAAACAGAAUCCCGCUUUGCGAGCAAAGAGACGAGGUGCCAUCCAAAGAUCCUACAACGCCUCCUUUACCGCAUGACACGGACGUCUCGAGCUUGAUUCGCGAAGAACCACUUACAAAAAAGCAGCAUGUGUAA